AGCGAUGUUUACUUUUGAAAUCUACUUACUGUCAGAACGCGCAUUUCUCUUCGGAGCUGAAACGGCGCCUUGUCAACGAAAAUGGACUCAGGCAAUUUCUAAGCACUUUGUACCUGAAUUCGCCCGAGGUCUUCAGGAAAGAGAGACGGAUGUCAUCGGCCAGUUGUUCUACAAGGAUUGCCAGGACUUGGAUACUUGGAAAAAAGGCUGGUUUGCUUUAGAGAAGACCAGCUUGUAUUUUUGCCUGGAACUGGAAAAUUUGCAAGAGAAUUCAAUGUAUCUAAGGCGGCUCCAGGAGUUAACGAUCAGCAGCUGCGUCCAGAAUGGAGAAAAAACAGAUGUUCUGCUCCUGGUUGAGAAAGGAAGAACAUUAUACAUCCGUGGCCACACCAAGUUGGAUUUCACCGUCUGGUAUAGUGCCAUUGAAAAAGCAGCCGGUACCAAUGGCAACCUGUUAGAAGAUCAGCAGCUCAGCAGAAAUGACGUGCCGAUUAUAAUCAACAGCUGUAUCGCAUUUGUUACGCAAUAUGAUACACUGGAUGACAAAGACAGGGUGAGGAAAUACAGCACCUUCAUUCGCACACUUCCACCCGUCAACAAAGCAACUCUGGCAGCAUUAAUGGAACACCUCUACAGAUCAUUUAUGCAGAUUUUAAAGAGUACUGAUAUUAUCUUGAGGUACCCCACGGCAAACUUACCUCCAUGUAGAUGUAGUUCCACUGAGGACUACAUGAUAAGUGUGGUUGUCAGUCAGUUGCAACUGGCUAACAACUAG
Messenger RNA from Thamnophis sirtalis, 775 nucleotides. The record is from RefSeq and is a predicted model, not a curated record. NCBI's taxonomy places the organism in Eukaryota, Metazoa, Chordata, Lepidosauria, Squamata, Natricidae.